Beta vulgaris subsp. vulgaris (sugar beet) is the source of this 3477-nucleotide messenger RNA. Its product is annotated as E3 ubiquitin-protein ligase RING1. Lineage: Eukaryota; Viridiplantae; Streptophyta; Magnoliopsida; Caryophyllales; Amaranthaceae. Gene Ontology annotation, biological process: protein ubiquitination. The transcript has a single exon. Bases 104 to 1150 code for a protein of 348 amino acids. The record is from RefSeq and is a predicted model, not a curated record.
CCUUUACAAAUAAUCUUCCUCCAAACAUUUUCCACCACUUCACUUUUCUCAUCAAAAACUCAAAACAUUUCUCUCUCUCUCACACACAAACACACACACUUCCAUGGCUUCUCUACACACACACAGAAAACUCUUACUUGCAAACUUAAACUCCACCACUACAACUAAUCCAACAGUCCAAACAUGCCUUUAUUUUUGCAACACCCCAAAAAACAACACUUUACCCUACUCAGGCUUCUGCCCUCAGGCAUGUUUGGCUAUCUGUCCUUCCAUUUGUCAAUUCCCUCUCUCUAAUCUCCCUUUACACCAAGACUUUCCCCCUUCAAAACCAAACAAGUCUCACAAUCUCUCUCCUCUUCUCAUCACUAUGCUUAUUCUUUUAGCCACAACUUUCCUCUUAAUAUCCUUCUAUGUCCUCUACACCAAACUUUACUUCCAUUUUUACGCACAAAAUAGUAAUUCUUUUCUCCAAACAAGGACUAUAACUAGAAGAAGAAGAGAAAGGAUAGGAAGUGAUUCCAUGUAUGAGGAACAUGGGAGUAGGGUGGUGUUUCACCCCUUUUGGUACAUCUCCACCGUUGGUCUCCCUUCCACGGCGAUCGAGGCGAUCGCCGUCCAUAAGUAUGUAAAGGGGAUGGAAGAGACAGAUUGUGCGGUGUGUUUGGCGGAGUUUGAACAAGGUGAUGACUUGAGAGUUUUGCCUAAGUGUAAUCAUGCCUUUCAUAUACCUUGUAUUGAUACUUGGCUUUCUUCACAUACUACGUGCCCACUUUGUCGUGCUCCCAUUAUACCUCAUGAUCAUCAAAAUCGUGAUCGUGAUCGCGUUCGAGAUGAGAAUACAUCAUCUUCCUUGGCAUCUAUGGAGGAAUCGUCAGAUGAUAAUAAUCCCCCUGCUGAGGUCUUGAGGAUUAAUAUUAUAAGUGGGGGGGAGAGAGUUGAGAAUGAUAAUAACAAUAAUGAUUUGGAGGGAUGUUCUAUAGAAAAUAUUCCAAGUAAAGAUCAAGAUAAUUUGGGGGAAAUUAAGAAAGGAAGUUGUUCACAAAGAUGGUCUUUAGAAAGAGGGGCAGCUAAUUUGUUGAGUAGGUCACUUUCUUGCAGUGAGAAGAUUUUUUCAUCUAGUUCUAAUAUUAAAUCAAGUCCAAAUUCAUAGUAUCCAUAUGAAAUUCUGAAUCCACAAAAUAAGUGAAGGACUAUAUUGGUAAACUCAUUGGAUGUGAGUCUUAUUCGAAAGAACAAGUUCUCCGUUUAACCUUUUUUCUCCUCAUACCAACACCACAAAAUCUUGUCAACAUCUUCUUCUUUCUUGCAAUUAUUGCGUAAUCAAAGAUCAUCCUAUGUCAUCCAUGAUCUUGGGCCAAUAAGAAGAGAUUGUACUAGCAAAACGACACUCCGAAUUGCAACCCAUCCUAAUAUCGGUCCGUAAUUGGUGAGCACCACUAAUAAUGUGUGAUAUACCCUUGUGAACCUACCCCAAUUAGUUAGGGAUUUUUGUGAAUGAUGAAGAUGGGGUUGGAUAAUAUGUGAAAGGUAGGAAAACUCUUAUGAAGAAAGAGUGGUUUUGAUGUUAAUGUUAUGGUGGGUGAAACAGAAGUACAAAAUUUUCUUGCAAGUUUGAGGAGACUAAAGAAUUAGGUAAUACAGUUCUAUCUUAUGAUUUGACAUUUGAGUAUGAUGUUUUGAUAUGUGCUCUAACUUAGUCUCAAUACAAAAUUGUUAUUGUGCAAUGCAGAAUCAAUUAUGUUUCCUUAUUAAAUACUGUAAUAGUAUACACUAAUCAUAUUUUGAUGCUCUAUGUGCAUGAAUCCAUUGUACCAACGCUGUCAAUAAUUUGGCAUUAGGAGGAAUAGUAUGGCAAUUAUAUUCAGAACUACUCACAAAAAACUUUGUAAAAUCACACCAAAAUGGCAUAAGAUAACACAAAAUUCAUCAUGUACAUAGUUUUUAAUUGAAUAUAAAUUGACAUGUCAGAAUUAGUAAUUUUAAGUGCAAGGCAAAAAAAUACCUUAAAAAAAAAUGUGCAAGGCAGAAACUCCAUCAACUUGGUGGUGUCUUAAGAAAAAUUGUUGAGAGCACUUCCAGAUACUCUUAAAGAGCGCAUACAGAUGCAAGAAUAAUCCCAUCAAACGUUGUUGAGCUAUUCCAUAAGGUCACAUACUCUGUAUGAGAAACGUUAUAAACUAAAAGAUCGUGGCUUUAUAUUCCAAUGUGGGGGACAAACAUAAUAGUCACACUUCCACUUAACACACACCAUUAAUUGGUCUCUACUCUAAUGAAUGCACAUAAAUAGAUUAGCAAAAGAUACCUCGUUAAGUACAAACUACGAAACCAGAUCUCUGAUUUCGUUGCUUUAAUCACAAAUAGCAGGCCUGUUAUGGUGCUUGCAGUAGUGUUAGGCCUGGAUCAACCAAACUCUGGAGUCUGGACUAGAGGAAACAAUUUGAGCUUUGAUCAAACAACAGACUUAGCUCGCAGUACUCCCUGACCACAUCAGUUAGGUAGUAAAUGGAGCAAUCUUUUGGGGACAAACUCAAAAGAAAGUUUGUAAAAUCUUAUGGGGACUGAGGGGGUAUGAUUCUAUGCACUCUUACCUUGCUAGUCCAGGUUAGAACAUAUGUACACGGACAUGUAAGAGGGUGCUCAUGGUCCGACACUUGGCAGACAAUAAACUGACAUUGAAAUCUUCCAGUCUGAUAUCUUACUUCAACAGCUUCUCCAGGAGUUCCAAACAACCACCUCAGGUGGGUAUAGACAAGGAUCGUUCAAUCAUCUUUCAGCAAAUAAUGGUAAAUGUACUCUAAAAUGCAGUAAUUUCUUCUCUUCUAUCUACAAAAACAUUCUCUCAAGCACCCAUACUGAACUUAAAAUUCUAUACACAAGAUUAUGUUGGCUAAGAUUGGACGCACUAAACUGUGUCCACAAUCCACAUUCACAAAGCAACUGUGAUGUUACUCUCUUCUUGUAGUUGAAGGCUUGAAGCAAAAUACAUAAUCAACUAAAAUCUAUCACAUAAGUCAAGUUAAUGAAUAUGUUUAUUACCAUUCAAACAACACAUACUAUGAGUUUCUCUUUUGAGCACUGCAAGACAGUAGUUAUGUGGCUGCAGGCCUCCUUGGAAGGGAGAAUUUCUAUUCAGCACGGUGAAUGGUGUCAUGUAGGCUGCUACACUACAUGUUGAGUGUUGAACGUAAAGGAGCAAGAUGAAUGGAGAAUUUUUAUUGGGCACCAAAAGAAAAUUAUAUUUUCUUAAGAAAAAAAAAAGUAACUUAAACCAGAUGAUAGAAAUAUUCUCAAACACAAAAUAUGAUAUUACCUUCAUUGCAUGAUUUAUAAACUUGACGGCAUCUGCCAUAGUGAUAUGCUCCUUCACAACUUACAGUUGUGGUAAUUUCUGUACUGAAGGUCUUAAAAUUGUCUCACUAAAUAACCUUUUCAUGAUCAAACAUAUCUACAGCGAGAUCUGUAACUUCCCCAUGGACC